GCGCCGCGCCCCGCCCCUUCGGAAGGGAGGCACCGCCCCCGGCAGAGAGCGGCCAAUCGGAGGCGAGGGGCGGUGCGCCACCUGCCUAUAAAGGCGCGCCGGGCACAGGCGCAGUCCCUUUCCUGCCGGAGAGCCGGGCCUUGAUCGCCGCCGCCCCUGGACGUGGAACGACUGGAUCCUUCUCUCACCCCCCUUUUAACUGGUUCAAUAAAGUCCAUUCCCUGAGAAGAGUCUGGCUCUGACCUUUGUUCCUCGUUCUCUCGGCGCAGGGGGAGGGGAAGGGGAGCGGGGCCUGCCUCUCGCCCGCGAGACUCGGCCCUGCAGACCUGGCCCAUGGCGCUCCUGCACCGACUCCUCCACAAGGGGACCAGGGCGAAGCGCUCCUGGGCCGGUAGGGCUUUGGGGGUCGGGAAUGUGGGCGGCCGGGGGGGGUGCCCAGCGCACGCCCCUAACGUUGCCCUGUCCCAACCCCGCGCAGGCUCCCUGGCCGGCAGCUGCCUGUCGGAUCCCGGGCUCUGGGACCGGCUCCACGCCCAGGCGUUGCCCGGAAGGCCCCCUAACUUCGACUGGUUUUUUGGCUACGAAGAGGUUCGGGGGCUUCUCUUGCCGCUGCUGCAGAAGGGGGCUCCCCGAGGGCCAGCAGUGGCCCCCCUCAGGGUGCUGGACGUGGGCUGUGGAACCUCGGAUUUGUGCCCCGGACUCUACACCAAGUGCCCCCUGCCCUUGAACGUGCUCGGGGUGGACUUUUCUGCAGUGGCUGUGCAGCGCAUGAAGCGCCUGCUGGAAGGGCACGGAGACCGCCCCGGGCUGCGCCCCGGGCACCCCGAUUCCCGGCUGCAUUUCCUGCAGGCUGACGCCCGAGACCUGGGACCUGCCUGCCCUUCUGGGUCCUUCCAGCUGGUGCUGGACAAGGGCACCUGGGAUGCUGUGGCCAGGGGUGGCCAAGCCGGGGCAGAGCAGCUGCUGUCCGAGUGUCUGCGGGUGCUCGCCCCCCAGGGCACCCUGGUACAGUUCUCCGAUGAGGACCCCGAUGUUCGUUUGCCCUGCUUGGAGCGGGGAGCUGGCAGCAGAUUGGUGAAAAUACAGGAACUGGGGCCCUUCAAGGGGCUCACUUAUUUUGCUUACUUGGUCCAGGCAGCUCAAUAAAAGCAAUCUUCCCCAUUUUA
This is a messenger RNA of Sarcophilus harrisii (Tasmanian devil), 1166 nucleotides long. It is a transcript of the gene CSKMT, whose product is annotated as citrate synthase lysine methyltransferase. Lineage: Eukaryota; Metazoa; Chordata; Mammalia; Dasyuromorphia; Dasyuridae. The record is from RefSeq and is a predicted model, not a curated record. The coding region runs from base 334 to 1146 and encodes 270 amino acids. The transcript is spliced from 2 exons.